Molecule: messenger RNA, 1950 nt
Organism: Arvicola amphibius (Eurasian water vole)
Lineage: Eukaryota; Metazoa; Chordata; Mammalia; Rodentia; Cricetidae
Gene: Gpr160
Product: G protein-coupled receptor 160
Exons: 6
Coding region: 716-1720 (334 amino acids)
Cellular component (GO): signaling receptor complex; plasma membrane
Source: RefSeq, a predicted model, not a curated record
GCAGAGCCGAGGUGGAAAAGGAGCAGAGUCCCCCGGUCCGCACGCCGCGGUUCCCAGGCUUCGGCUGCCGAGGGCAGAGGUUGCAGAGAUACCUUCCUGAUGGAUGGCUGAACAGAAGUCCUCAUUGCUCGCCUCCUCCACACAGAAAAGCUAACGAUGCAAAAUUGUGUUCCGAGAACCACAAGCUUUAUUAGCCAGAAGGUGUCCUCAUGAGCCUGGACUACUGGAACUGGAUAUUCCCGAAUGGGCAGUCCUAGUCCUUUGCUCCAGGUUUCGACUGGCCUUCUGAAGGACUUGUUUCCUCUGGGGACGUGUUUCUGCCCCGGCCAAUGCUCCAUGGAGAACCAGCUUUUCCAGUUGCUCAGGCAGCUCAGCACACUGUGUUAGCUGUUCCCGGAAGCCCUCAGCCACUCAACUAUCCACAUCACUGGCCUACAGAAGCUCCUCGAAUGCCUUCAUCAUGGUGCUCAUGUGUUGACGGUGAUCCCAGGAAGUUCCUGCUCUCCCGAGUAUAUUCGUUCCAAAACCAAGGCACCCAGUGCUUUCAGAAGAUCUGGUCUGGCACCCAGCAACAGUGUGGUCUUCUUUUGGAACAAAGUGACAAACAAGCCCAGGAGUUUGUCUUCCAGGCUCUGGUCUCCAAGGAUACCAGGGAAAGAAAACAAAGUGAAGCUGUUUCUUGUCCUAUGUCUUCAUCAGAUCGUCUUGAAUUAAAAUGACAGCUCUUCCUUCAGAGAACUGCUCUCUCCAGCACCUGUCACACCAGUCGAAGCAUCCUGUAGAUGUUAGCUGUCUGUUGUUCCUCAUCAUACUUGGGAAAACGUUAUUGAACAUCCUCAUACUAGGGUUGAAAAGGAAAGACACCCACUGGGGCUUUAUGGAGUGCUUCUGCUUCUCACUAGCGUUUGCUGAUCUGCUGCUGUGGGUUAGCCUUUCCAUUCUGUCCUACUUCAGGGACUUUGUAGUUCUAGGUAUCAGGUUUACACAGUAUCAUAUUUGUCUGCUCACACAAAUCAUUUCCUUCACUUAUGGCUUUUUGCAUUAUCCAGUUUGCUUACUAGCUUGUAUAGACUACUAUUUGAUUCUGUCUGGAGCCACCAAGCACUCAUCUAAGUGGCAAAAGUUAUUUUAUUUCUUGACAGUCAUUUUAAUUUGGAUUUCAGUCUUUGCAUAUGUUCUGGGAGAGCCAGCCAUCUCACAAAGCCUGCAGACACACAGCGCUUCUCUGCACCAAUGCCCUUCCUAUGUCAGCACACAGAGUUACUGGCUGUCAUUGUCUAUACUGGUAGUUUUAUGUGUGGCUUUUCUGAUCUCGUGGCCAGAAGUUGUUGCCGUGGUACACGCUAUUAGGAUAGCAUCCUAUAUGAACAAGACCGUCCUCUACUGUCCCUUCCCAUCCCACUCUGGAGUGAGCACUAGAGAAGCACUCUUGCCCAGGCUUAUUGUGUGCUUUCUUGGUACCUGGUUUCCCUUUGUAGCACUUCAGGUCCUCACCCUCUCACUCAGAGUUCAAAUCCCAGCAUAUGUAGAAAUGAACGUGCCCUGGCUGUACUUUGUCAACAGUUUUCUCAUUGCUGCGAUUUCUUGGUUUAACUGCCAGAAGCUUUAUUUAAGGGACAGCACAUUACCUCUGGAUCCUUUUGUCAACUGGAAAUGCUGUUUUGUUCCAAUCCAUAGACUUAAGCAAGUGGAGAGGCCCGUAUCCAUAAUCAUCUGUUAACAGAUUAGGCUGUGUUGGGAGGAACUCCAGAAGCACCACGGACAGACCUGGAUGCUCAGGACACAGAACUGAAGCGCGUGUCCCCCUAACUUAGAACUCUUCAGCACAGCCUCUCUGUAGUGGAUAUUAGAUAGUGCUAAGGACACAACGAAGUUUCUAUGCCUGUUCAGCAACACUGUAAGUAUUUGAGGUCAAUCCAAAAGUCAAAUAAACACAUUAACAUGUGGCCA